GUUUUUUGGAGGCUACUACCUAGGGUUUUAGGGUUCUUCUAUGUUGCGUAGGAGGAGCGAGGAGCUAUGGAAGCGAUGGAAAGAUUCAGCCGCGACAGUGAGCCAGCGGCGGAGCUAUGGCAGCAAGAGCCUGGAAUACAAAGCGAAGAUGAUGAAAGAGUUUUUCGAGUACCACCAGAGCUUGGGCAAUCCAGAUCUCAUCACAUUCGUUGGGAGAGCUAAAAACAUCUUGUCAUCGCAAUGGCGUUGUCAGCUCGUCACGAGAGCUCGAGCAGCCAAGAGGGACGAGAAGCUCCACGCCUCGAUUGUCCAGUUUGGAUUCUUCACAAAGCCUUAUGUUUGCUUGACGAAGGAAGACAAGGCUCACAAACUGGAUCUUGUAGUUGAUAGCAACGCGACGCUCUUCGUCGGUCAUACCGAUCCUCCUUCUCUUAUGGAAACUAUAAGGCUUCUGGGUAAGGUUCCUCCUCAUAUCAUCUUGACUGGUGUAAUGGGAUUUGCCGAAGACAGUGAGGUGAGCAGAGUAAAGGAAGCUCUCUCGUCUAUAAACACAGCUGCUAAAGAGGUUGUGGAGCUCGGUGGUCAAGCACUCGGUCCUCUCUUUGAAGCGUCAGAGAAAUUGCUCGCCUCGCAAUUCGAAGCUCGAACAAAGCUUCUAGACCCCGCUAGUGAGCUAUCAAUCUAUCUAUUUCGCCCAAAAUCAAUCGUUUACGUGGACUUGCUUGGGGCCAAACACGAAGUAGAGCUGGGACUUGCUCCAAACACUCAUGCCCUCUCCACCUUGUUCUCUGGUCUCGUGGAGGGCAUAAACCAGACCGAAUCGAGAAGGUUCACCCUCAAGGUCUUCUGCAUGGUUUAUCGGCACGUCAAAGUGGACGACGCUAUACUCUACAACAUCGACACAAAUGGCUUCGACAUCCUGGCGAAAGUCAUCAAGCCCGCGAGCACAGACUGGAUGGGAUACCGCUUCAACUUUAAGAGGAAUGUAACGACGGCCCUGGACGUGUGCCGGCAGCUCGUGGAGAUGGAAAGGGAGUGCUGGGAGGCAAUGCGCGCGUCUCCGGCGAUGGCCUCAGCCGUGAGUCGAGCUGCAGCAGCCGAGGCAGCGGCAGCGAUGGCAGAGGCGGCGGCAGAAGCGGCAGCAGCGGCAGAAGCCGCGGCCGAACCACCAGAAUUCGACACCGCUGGAGAAGAGGCCACGCAGAACGAGAACCUGGAAGUUGAUGAAACUGCAGCUCAAUCCGAAGAAGACACAGCCACUGCCACUGACAGUACUCCGGAAGAAGUUGACAACAAAGUCACUGCAACCUAGUGAAACGUUGAUCUAGGCACCAUCAUCCCCAUUUUGAGGCUUCCAACAUAAGAGCUGACUCAAAGUUCCUGCUAGUCUUGGGCUUUCUUGGGACACUGGAAGGAUCUGUGGCCUUCCUCUCCGCAGCUGAAGCAUCCAUUUUUCU
Molecule: messenger RNA, 1457 nt
Organism: Selaginella moellendorffii
Lineage: Eukaryota; Viridiplantae; Streptophyta; Lycopodiopsida; Selaginellales; Selaginellaceae
Exons: 10
Coding region: 41-1312 (423 amino acids)
Source: RefSeq, a predicted model, not a curated record